GGUGUAUAUUAUAUAGGUCGUUGUUUUUUUGGAGACGGAACGCGUGUUUAUAUUUUGUAGUCACGGAAAUGAAUGACUGUGUUGUGUUUGAAUUGUUACAAUUGUAGACACAUUGGCGUGAAGCUUGUCAGAGACUUUGGAAUGUGAUUCGUAUUCAAUUUUGGACGAUAGUUCUAUGUGCUUUGAGCUACACUAGUAACUGGUUACUAACUGCUGUUGAGCACUGAGCAGGAUGAUGAAGUGUAUGCUUAUGUAAAUGUGCACCGUUUUUACAGAAGUGUAUUCCAGCUAUAAAACUAACGACAAUGCAACCGGUGAGUCAUAUUGUGGCCGUGCGAAUUGUGCCCCUCUGCUGGACCUCGUGUAGACACACCUUUUGCUAUAAUAUAUGGGGCUUAAAAGCGCAUAACCAAGCAGAAUCGCAGCGACCGGCGGAUAUUAUCCGUAACUCUUCAUCAAAAUUGUUACAUACAGCGAGUGCUGAGGACAAUAUCAGUUUGUCAGAUGACAGCAAAUCAACACUUCGAAAACUUGUUGAGGACGUUGGUAUCGAUGAAGAAACAUUUAAUAAAUCCUUUCGUAAGGAACCGAGAUUGCUUGAUGUACACCCCUCAGUAUGGGAAAAUAGUUUGAAGGCAUUACGAGCUUGUGGUUUUUCUGGAAAGGAGUGCCUAAGCAUGUUCAUAGCAUCACCUUCGUUAUUGAAAACUAAGCCCGAUGCUCUAUUAUCGGGCGUGAAAAACUGGCAAAACACUGUCCUUGGCGAACAGAAGCUGAUUUCAUUGCUCACGUUAUGUCCGCAGCUGUUAUUCGCCGAACGCCACGAAAUUUAUAGAAGAGUUCCUGUUUUGAAAACACUGUCAUCACAGGACAAUGUUGUAGAACUCCUGAAACGUUAUCCAGACUACAUGUUCGUAGACUGGAAUGACUUCUUAGCUAAAGUGAAUUAUGUGGAAGAAGAGAUGAAAAUAAACAGAAUUCAAAUAUCAAAGUGUGAUCUAUUGAGUUGUUCACUACUUGAAUUAAGAACUAGACACAUGUUCUUAGAACGUACUGGUAACUACAUUCCUCCAAAUCCUAAAACGGCAGAACAUUUGCCAAACAAAAAUCCGAGUUUGAGGCAAAUAAUAGAUAGUGAUGAUAUCCAUUUUGCAACAAAACUUGCAGGAGUGACGGUAGAAGAAUUUGAGGUUUUCCGGGAACUAUAUAAAGAAGAACUUAAUCAAACUGUUUAUGAUUACUCUGAUUCCGACUGAAUUUGCACGUGGUUGUGACAAAAUCGCUAAUAAAUAAAUAUUUUAUGCUCCCUA
This is a messenger RNA of Schistocerca nitens (vagrant locust), 1310 nucleotides long. Its product is annotated as transcription termination factor 4, mitochondrial. Bases 306 to 1256 code for a protein of 316 amino acids. The transcript has a single exon. The record is from RefSeq and is a predicted model, not a curated record. Gene Ontology annotation, biological process: regulation of DNA-templated transcription. Lineage: Eukaryota; Metazoa; Arthropoda; Insecta; Orthoptera; Acrididae. Gene Ontology annotation, molecular function: double-stranded DNA binding.